Benincasa hispida (wax gourd) is the source of this 879-nucleotide messenger RNA. It is a transcript of the gene EDA3, whose product is annotated as DnaJ/Hsp40 cysteine-rich domain superfamily protein. The record is from RefSeq and is a predicted model, not a curated record. Gene Ontology annotation, molecular function: protein-disulfide reductase [NAD(P)H] activity. Gene Ontology annotation, biological process: photosystem I assembly. Gene Ontology annotation, cellular component: chloroplast. NCBI's taxonomy places the organism in Eukaryota, Viridiplantae, Streptophyta, Magnoliopsida, Cucurbitales, Cucurbitaceae.
GAGCUUAACACGCCCUAUUGAAUCAUGGCACUUCGCUAAUUAAGAGUAUAGAGUAGCAGAUCGAGUGGCGCAGAGCAGAGAGAAGAUGAUGGCGUCUUCUUCUCAUCUAUCGGCCAUUCCCCUGCGCCCGUCUUCCGCCUCUACACCUUCCUUAUACCACCCUAACUCAAAGCCUGUUGUACUUCAUGUGACAUCAAAAUCUGACGGUGAAAGCUGCAGUACUGGAGUUUCAAAUCCACCGUCAAAACCGCUGAAGGGAACUCAAAACUUGAUUUCUCGUCGAUGGUGCCUCACAUGUUUAUGUUCCUCUGUGACAUUGUUAAAGAAUUAUGGGGGCACAGGGACUGAAGCUAUUGCAAAUACCAUGGAUGGAAAACCUGUGUGCCGAAAUUGUGGAGGAAGUGGUGCCGUACUUUGUGACAUGUGCGGUGGUACAGGGAAAUGGAAAGCUCUUAACAGAAAACGGGCUAAAGAUGUCUAUGAGUUUACAGAAUGUCCAAAUUGUUAUGGUAGAGGAAAACUUGUAUGUCCUGUUUGUCUAGGAACUGGUUUACCAAACAACAAAGGUCUCCUAAGAAGGCCUGACGCACGAAAAUUGCUUGAUAAGAUGUACAAUGGUCGCUUAUUACCAAAUUCUUGAACACCUCUUUGCAAAUUUGGGUCCAUGUCCAUAGAUGGUAGUAGAUUUAUAACUUGUUUCUAGCUGGUAUAAGUUACUAAAUUGCGGCUUUUGUCAUGGUUGCUUCAUGACAGAGUUCAGUGAGUGGAAAAACAUAGCUACAAAGUUAGAUGGCGAUCCUGUUUACAGUCUCUUCUAAUCGCCAAAUGCAUAUUGUUUAUACCAAAAAAAUACACGAAAAUCACACUGUUCUGACCUCA